This is a messenger RNA of Achroia grisella, 498 nucleotides long. RefSeq lists its product as uncharacterized. NCBI's taxonomy places the organism in Eukaryota, Metazoa, Arthropoda, Insecta, Lepidoptera, Pyralidae. The coding region runs from base 1 to 498 and encodes 165 amino acids. The record is from RefSeq and is a predicted model, not a curated record. The transcript has 2 exons.
AUGCACCCCCACUUCAACAUUAAAACUCUUAGAUACACCCGCUGGACUUCUGACACUGACUGCAAGGUUAUCCCUGGAGAACCACUUACCUCUCAACAUAGACUCCUAUUAACGGCCCUGAAACUGAAAACACCCAUUAAGACAAAAAUACCCAAAGUAGAAAAGAUCAAAUGGCAUGCACUAAAGGGUGAAAAGGGUAAUGCCGUUAGAAAUCAAGUGACGGACAACCUGUGCAAAAAUCCUCCAACGAAUGAGAGCCCCUCGGUAAUAUGGAACCACUUUGAAUCCUUUUGCUUAGCUAUAGUUAAGCGUGAAUUAGGAAUAAGCAAGAGAGCUCUGCAUAAUGCAAAAGAUACCAAAUGGUGGAACACCUACACUAAAGAGAGGGUUGCUGAUAAGAAAAGAUUGUUUAAAAUCUGGCAGAAAACUGUCUCCGAUGAAGACAAAGAAAAUUACAAGCGAGCCAAAAAAAGUUGCAAGAAGAACAGUGGCAAUUGA